AUGGAGAGUUUCUACAAUGAGAGCCGGAGCCACCAGCAGGACAACCGGGAGCGGCACCAGGUCGUCACGGCGGGGGCGGACAGCCCCGGCUCGGGGGGAGGAGUGAGUCUCCGAGCCCUGACCGGCUGCGUCCUGUGCGUCCUGAUCGUGUCCACCCUGCUGGGCAACACGCUGGUCUGCGCCGCCGUCAUCAAGUUCCGCCACCUGCGCUCCAAGGUCACCAACUCCUUUGUCAUCUCCCUGGCCGUGUCCGACCUGUUCGUGGCCGUGCUGGUGAUGCCCUGGCGGGCGGUGUCUGAGGUGGCCGGGACGUGGCUGUUCGGCCGCUUCUGCGACACCUGGGUCGCCUUCGACAUCAUGUGCUCCACCGCCUCCAUCCUCAACCUGUGCAUCAUCAGCAUGGACCGCUACUGGGCCAUCUCCAGCCCGUUCCGCUACGAGCGCAAAAUGACGCGCAGGUUCGCCUUCCUGAUGAUCGGGGUGGCCUGGACGCUCUCCAUCCUCAUCUCCUUCAUCCCCGUCCAGCUCAACUGGCACCGGGCGGACGCGGACAACUCGACGUCGGACAACCCGGAGGACUGCAACGCCAGCCUGAACCGGACUUACGCCAUCUCCUCCUCGCUCAUCAGCUUCUACAUCCCGGUGGUCAUCAUGGUGGGGACGUACACGCGCAUUUUCCGCAUCGCGCAAACCCAAAUCAGACGGAUCUCGUCUUUGGAGAGGGCGGCGGGGCACCGCGCGCAGGAGCACCGCCACCGCGCGUCCAACCACGACGAGAGCUCGCUGAAAACGUCCUUCAAGAAGGAGACGAAAGUUUUGAAGACCCUGUCCAUCAUCAUGGGGGUGUUUGUGUUCUGCUGGCUGCCGUUCUUCGUGCUGAACUGCGUGGUUCCCUUCUGCGACCUGGACAAACUCGGGGAGCCGCCGUGCGUCAGCGACACCACCUUCAGCAUCUUCGUGUGGUUCGGCUGGGCCAACUCCUCCCUCAACCCGGUCAUCUACGCUUUCAACGCCGAUUUCAGGAAGGCUUUCUCCACCAUCCUGGGCUGCAAUAAAUACUGCUCGACCUCCACGGUGGAGGCGGUGGAUUUCAGCAACGAGUUGGUGUCGUAUCACCAUGACACCACGCUGCAGAAGGAGGCCACCGUGGCCGGGCCCGGGGCGCAGCGGCUGCCCUGCAUGCCGCCGCACACCGGGGAGGACCUGGAGCAGCACUUCGACAAAGUUUCCGUGAUCUCAGACGCGUCUCGGAACCAGAGGAACUUGCUGCUGCCCGCCAUCCUGCAAUGCGAGUGCGAGGCGGAGAUUUCUUUAGACAUGAUGCCUUUCAGCUCCCCGGGAGCCGCAGACUGCUUCGUUAUCCCGGGACAAGUCCAGGAGCUGCAGUGA
Messenger RNA from Myripristis murdjan (pinecone soldierfish), 1389 nucleotides. Its product is annotated as D(5)-like dopamine receptor. The record is from RefSeq and is a predicted model, not a curated record. Bases 1 to 1389 code for a protein of 462 amino acids. Gene Ontology annotation, cellular component: plasma membrane. Gene Ontology annotation, molecular function: G protein-coupled receptor activity. Gene Ontology annotation, biological process: adenylate cyclase-activating adrenergic receptor signaling pathway; positive regulation of MAPK cascade. Lineage: Eukaryota; Metazoa; Chordata; Actinopteri; Holocentriformes; Holocentridae. The transcript has a single exon.